Molecule: messenger RNA, 1289 nt
Organism: Tripterygium wilfordii
Lineage: Eukaryota; Viridiplantae; Streptophyta; Magnoliopsida; Celastrales; Celastraceae
Product: THO complex subunit 4D-like
Exons: 6
Coding region: 254-1054 (266 amino acids)
Biological process (GO): mRNA export from nucleus
Cellular component (GO): nucleus
Molecular function (GO): mRNA binding
Source: RefSeq, a predicted model, not a curated record
UCUCUAUUUAUGAAAAACCCUAACGAAGGUUACGAAGCCCCUAACUCGUUCCAAUUCAGUUCGCUCCAUUCCACCAUAAUCCCACCAUAUAUGAUAUAUGAACGUUCUAUAUAAAGUUUCUCCCGUCGUAAUCUCUCACAGUUUUCUCUGAUCCUCUCUCUGGGGUCUUCCUUCUCUAUCUGCGCCUCGCUCUUUGCCAUCGUUUUACUGGUUGUUUCCAGGUUUACUUGCUGCCUCGUUUUCUCUUGGAUUAAUGGCCACCUCUUUUGAUAUGUCUCUUGAUGACCUUAUAAAAAGGAAUAGGGAGAGAGCAAGAGGACGGGGUAGGGGUAGGGGUGGCGGUGCCCGUGGCCGUGGCCGCAGACCAAGUGGCUCCUUAGGUGGCGAAAGAAUGACUGGGCCAGUUCGAAGAGGUCCUCUGGCAGUGAAUGCUCGUCCAUCACUCUACAUGAUUGCCAAGCCUGCUCGCAGAACCAGGAGUUUGCCGUGGCAGCAUGAUUUGUUUGAAGAUAGCCUAAGAGCUGCAGGGAUAUCUGGAGUUGAAGUUGGCACAAAGUUAUAUGUUUCCAAUUUGGACUCUGGGGUGUCCAACGAAGAUAUAAGGGAACUUUUUGCUGAGAUUGGGGAUCUGAAACGUUAUGCUAUUCAUUAUGACAAAAAUGGUCGCCCUGGUGGCUCUGCUGAGGUGGUAUAUACUAGACGAAGUGAUGCCUUUUCAGCUCUUAAGCGAUACAACAAUGUUUUGCUUGAUGGAAAACCUAUGAAGCUUGAAGUUGUAGGUGCCAAUGCGGAAAUUCCUGUUUCGGCUCGUGUGAAUGUAACCGGAGUAAAUGGAAGGAGGAAUAAAACGGUCGUUGUGACCCAAAGCCGUCGUGGGGCGAUGAGGAAUGGUGGUGGGGCAAUGAGGAAUGGCCGUGGCCGUGGUACAGCACGGGGUCGGGGCCAAGGCUGGGUGAGGGGCCGUGGCCGUGGGAGAAAGCAACCUGUUGACAAGUCAGCUGAUGAACUUGACAAGGACUUGGAGAAGUAUCAUGCUGAAGCCAUGCAGACUUAGUAAACAUUUCGUAUGUUAGAGCUCUCAAAUAUAGUUGAGAUUUUCGCUUCUGAUAGUUUAAAAAGUCGUCUGUAAUGGUGGUAAUUGGCCUUGAUUUUGCUCAAAUUUUAGUGGAUGCCCAGCUAGAAAAUUUUAUUGAGUGGUGUUACUUUAGCUGAUAUGUUUGCCAUUCUAAUGUAAAUGAAGCUGAUUUGGUGAGUUUCAGGACCAAAAAAAGAAGAAGAUUUCUUGCAUA